This is a messenger RNA of Microthlaspi erraticum, 675 nucleotides long. NCBI's taxonomy places the organism in Eukaryota, Viridiplantae, Streptophyta, Magnoliopsida, Brassicales, Brassicaceae. The record is from the annotation of a GenBank genome assembly.
AUGGAUUUUCUGGAACUAGAAGCGAUCGAAGGUUUACGUUGGCCAUGGAACUCGUGGCCAACCACAAAAUCCGAUUGUAAAUCUCUCGUCGUUCCUCUGAGCAUCAUGUAUACUCCAUUGAUGCAGUUCUCCGAGCUUCCCACGAUUCCUUAUGAUCCGUUGAUUUGCACUCGAUGCGGCGCUGUGUUAAACCCUUACGCUCGUGUUGAUUACCAAUCUCGAAUCUGGGCUUGUCCCUUUUGCCUGCUUAAAAACCCUUUCCCUCGCUCUUACGCCGGAAUCACCGAAACCAAUCUCCCGGCGGAGCUUUUUCCGACUUACAGCGCCGUCGAAUACUCUCCUCCGCCGCGUAAAUCCGUCUCCACCACGACUCCGACGGCUGCUUCGACCGCGAGCUGGACUAAUGGGAUCGGUCAAGGGCUACAACCAUCGAGAUCGAUGUCUUCCACUUCGUCUUUCUCGUCUCUUGCUUCUACAGUUGGUGGGACUGGUGGUGUUAGCUACGGCGAGCUUGGUCCUGCGUUCGUGUUUGUGGUUGAUGCAUCUAUGGUGGAGGAGGAGUUACGAGCUUUGAGAAGCGAGCUGUUGCUAGUGAUUGAGCAGUUGCCUGAAAAUUCCUUGGUGGCUUUGAUUACUAGUUUUGAUGAUCACAAGUGUGUUGAAUUGUUGAUUUGA